GUCGUUCCCGUUGUUGGAGAAAUUACUGCGGGGCCGCCGUCCCUGUGCUGGGGGCCCGAGGCGCCCUCUCUUCCCGGCGCCACGCUCCCUCGGUUGCUGUACCGAAAUAACAUUUCAUUUCGGGAAUAAAUUUUUGGAAAGCUUCGGUUGUUGGAGAAUGCAGAAUGUUGCAGAUGUGGGAAGAUAAAUGAAGGGGUCUAGAAGCAAGGGGAAAGGAGAAUUACCAUCACUAAGGGCUGGUUGUAACUCAAGUUGGUCAUGCUCUACACAGACUUCCAAGGCUCUCCCCUGUAUACAGGCAGAUCUCAGUGUCCUUAGAGAGACUCUGACCCAGGAUUUCUCAAUUAACUCCACCCAGGAAAGGGUGUUGUAAUGUUCCUUCCAUAACUCUUGAAAGGUUAAAUAUGUAUCUGCGACCAUCUGGGAACACAAGUGGCUGACAUUUGGGUCAUAACUCAAGACUUUGGUUGACUGAACAUAAAGUGAAGUUACUUUCAGAUUUAAAAGACUAUUAAGAACACAAGAUGGGGACUCCAGGUUCUGGAAGAAAAAGAACACCUGUGAAAGAUCGAUUUUCUGCAGAAGAUGAAGCUUUGAGUAACAUUGCCAGAGAGGCAGAGGCAAGACUGGCAGCAAAACGUGCUGCUCGGGCAGAAGCAAGAGAUAUACGCAUGAGAGAACUGGAGAGACAACAAAAAGAGGAAGAUUCAGAAAGGGCCAGGUAUUCCCACCGGUCCAGUCAUCAUCGUCCUUAUCUGGAAGUUGAGAAUACAUUGUCCCUUCGAAGUCUUGGAACUCACAGGAAUCAUUCUCAUAGUCAGUCUUACGGAAUGAAGAAGAGAUCUUCUGGUUCUCAUAAAGACCCACUGAGUGGCCUCUACUUUGAUAAGAGGAACUAUAGCAGUCUUAGACAUAGCAAACCUACAUCUGCAUACUGCAUUCGGCAGUCUUCUUCCUUCUACAGUGACCAUUUGACACCAUCUAAGAGCAACAGGGUUUCUCCUACUGCAAAUUUUGGUCUGCUGAGAAGUACUAGUCUGGUAUCAUUAUACAGUGGUGGAUUAUAUAAUGCUUAUGGUUCCCGAACUCCAUCUGAAUACAGUUGUUACUCAUCGAGAACAAGUUCAGCCCGAAGCAGUCCUGUGUUUAUCAGCGAUGACAACGUGAGCAUUGUUUCUUCUGAUCAUGCCAGUCAUGGGCGAAGGGAGAGUGUGGUGAGCAUGGUUUCCGCCGCUGAUUAUUUCAGUCGCACCAGUCGUAGGGGAAGCAUCGUCUCUGAUGUGGAUGACGUCAGUAUCCCAGAUCUGACCAGUUUGGAUGAAAAAUCUGACAAACAAUAUGCUGAAAAUUAUACGAGGCCUUCAUCUCGAAAUUCUGCUUCAGCAACAACUCCUCUGAGUGGAAACUCAUCCAGACGAGGAAGUGGGGACACCAGCAGCUUAAUAGAUCCAGAUACCUCACUGAGUGAAUUGCGGGAUAUCUAUGACCUUAAGGACCAGAUACAGGAUGUAGAAGGGAGAUACAUGCAGGGACUUAAAGAACUAAAGGAGUCUUUGUUUGAAGUGGAAGAGAAAUACAAGAAAGCCAUGGUUUCUAAUGCACAAUUAGACAAUGAGAAGAACAACUUGAUAUACCAGGUAGAUACCCUCAAGGAUGUAAUUGAAGAACAGGAGGAACAGAUGGCAGAAUUUUAUAGAGAAAAUGAAGAAAAAUCAAAGGAGUUGGAAAGGCAGAAACAUAUGUGUAGUGUGCUGCAGCGUAAGAUGGAUGAACUUAAAGAAGGCCUUCGGCAAAGAGACGAGCUUAUUGAGGAGAAUCAGCGUAUGCAGCAGAAAAUAGACACCAUGACAAAAGAGGUGUUUGACCUCCAGGAGACACUUCUUUGGAAAGAUAAAAAAAUUGGGGCCCUAGAGAAACAGAAAGAAUACAUUGCCUGCCUUAGGAAUGAGCGAGAUAUGCUCAGAGAGGAACUGGCUGAUCUGCAGGAGACAGUGAAGACAGGAGAGAAACAUGGCUUAGUUAUAAUCCCUGAUGGCACUCCCAAUGGUGAUGUCAGUCAUGAACCAGUGGUUGGAGCCAUUACUGUUGUGUCUCAGGAAGCUGCUCAGGUCUUGGAGUCAGCAGGAGAAGGGCCAUUAGAUGUAAGGCUACGAAAACUUGCUGGAGAAAAGGAAGAGCUAUUAUCACAGAUUAGAAAGCUGAAGUUGCAGUUAGAAGAAGAACGGCAAAAGUGCUCCAGGAACGAUGGCACAGAAGGUGACCUGGCAGGACUGCAGAAUGGCUCAGACUUGCAGUUCAUCGAAAUGCAGAGAGAUGCCAACAGGCAAAUAAGUGAAUACAAAUUUAAGCUUUCAAAAGCAGAGCAGGAUAUAACUACCUUGGAGCAAAGUAUUAGUCGGCUUGAGGGACAGGUGCUGAGAUAUAAAACUGCUGCUGAGAAUGCUGAGAAAGUUGAAGAUGAACUGAAAGCAGAAAAGAGGAAGCUACAGCGAGAGUUAAGAACAGCACUGGACAAAAUUGAAGAGAUGGAAAUGACCAACAGCCACCUAGCCAAGCGGCUAGAGAAGAUGAAGGCCAAUAGGACAGCACUUCUGGCCCAGCAGUAGGGGUCGCUCUUUGGCCUGUGUGCAGCUCCUUGGGGCCCGGCUCAGUGGGACUGACUCUUUUUGUAUAUUGACACAAACCCCUUUCAGUACUGUUUGAGUUUUGUCAUUAAAACAGGCACCUUUGUAUUUUAUAAUUUAUGAGAAUGAAGCAGGUUUGAAUCUUCAUGAAUGAACACUUUGUAUUUUGUUGUUUUAUUUUAGACUAGGAACUGGUCCAUGCUGUUUUUAUUUUUAAUUUCCAUAAUUUUAGAAUCAGGUUUACUCAGCAUUUUUCCCCAGCUGCCUCAGCGAUUGGGCACUCAGAGGCCUUGGCUGGGGUCUGGAGGACAGCAAUUCUGAGUGCUCACUGAGGCACUUGCUGGAGACCUCAGAAAACACAAGUGCCUUCUGCACAGUGCAGUGCAGACUUCAGUGACCUCCAGUGGGCAAAAGACAUUUACCCUUCCUAUCAGCAUUUAUACUUUAGUGAAGAAAACAACUUCACAGGUGGAGAAUCUGUAUUUCACUAAAAUUGUUUGGAGAGAAAAACCCUUUUUUUUGUAAAAUAUUUAAAUUUAUAUAAAAAAAUGUUAGGAGAAUACAUGGGCAGUGUAUAUAAAACUUGCUUCACUGCAUGGGCCAGGGAAGUCCAAGACUAAAGCAAAAGUCCGGUCCUUAGUCUUCCAUAUCCACUGUGCUGUACCUUGUAAAGUAUUUUCAUCUGCUGCUUAUUUGUGAAAUGAAACCUCAGACAUCUUAGGGCCCUAAGGUGGAGGGAGGGGCAGGGUAGGCAGGUAGGAAAUCUGCCUGAAGAUUCUAUUAAACACACACUUUUGCCAACCAUGAUUGGCUGCUGACACAUUUAUUUUGAUACAGAAACCUUUAAAAGCAAAUCAUAGCAACUAUAUCCCUCCUUUCUUGCUGCUCUUCUUUUCUCUCUGAACAAAAAAUAACCUGGAAUAUAGAACUUUUUCCUCUAAGAACUUUUAAUUUCAUCUAAAGGCACCCAACCUGAAGUUUGUUUUGUUUUUGAUCAAGUUACAAGUAUAUUCACUUUGCAGGGUUUGUGAUGUUCUUUUACUGUCAGAAUCAAGGUGGUUUUAUGGAAAUGAUUAUGUAGCUUCAAAUGCUUACACAGAAAAUAUACUGGGGCAAACUUUAAUGAAUUAAGGACAUUUAAGAUAAUAAAACUAGACUUGAAACUAGAUAAUAAACUCAAAAGUGAAUAAAACCUUCAAUAAUCGUUCCCUUCUUUAGAGUAAUACUACCCCUUCCCUUUAAAGAUACGGAAACCAAUCUCCUCAAGUGAACUGACUUCCUGAAAAUUUCCUGAUGUGACAACAGUUGUGUGGCUGGUGGUGGGUGAGAGGAUGUUUUGAAAUGAAGAUUUUUAGCUUCCUAUCCCCUAAGUGGAACACAGUGUGUUCUAGCUCUUCCCCGGGGCAACCAGACUCCCUCUCCACUUAGACACUUUGGCUGUGUACCUCCUGGGCUCAUGGAGCCUCCUUUCUGACAUGCCCCAGUCUGCUGUUUGGAGUUUUAACUGCUAGAAACUGAUCUUGCCUUUUUUAUAGCAUGACAAAUACGCUGCUUCUAUUCUGUUGUCUGUCCUUUUCAUAUGAAAUGGCUUCAUUCGUAUUGUUCUUUUCUACAGAACUUUAUUCAUUGAGUCCUCUUACAGUGGUACCUUGGUUCAUGAACUAGUUGUGAACCAAAUUGGAUAAGAACUGAAUCAGAUUUCCCUACAAGGUCAACACUGAUCCUAAUUACUGAAUCUGAUUCAGUUUUCAUCCAAUUCGGUUUUCAACUAAAUUGUGGAAAGAAUUAAGUUCAUGAACUGAACUAUACUUGGAUUUUACCUUAAAACUAUAGGCAAUCUUCCUCCCUGUGCUUUAAGCAUCUAUCAAUGUAGGUUAUUAUUAAGGUGGCAUAUUUUGGGGCUAAAUAGUUUAAAAUCGAUAUUGUAAUAUUAUUCUUCAAAGAAGAAUGCCUAGAAACUUACGUGGCUAGUAGUCAUGGCCAUUAA
Messenger RNA from Fukomys damarensis (Damara mole-rat), 4611 nucleotides. RefSeq names its product LRR binding FLII interacting protein 2 (gene Lrrfip2). NCBI's taxonomy places the organism in Eukaryota, Metazoa, Chordata, Mammalia, Rodentia, Bathyergidae. Bases 525 to 2606 code for a protein of 693 amino acids. The record is from RefSeq and is a predicted model, not a curated record. The transcript is spliced from 29 exons. Gene Ontology annotation, biological process: regulation of DNA-templated transcription.